This is a messenger RNA of Paramecium tetraurelia, 1071 nucleotides long. RefSeq lists its product as uncharacterized. The transcript has 3 exons. The record is from RefSeq and is a predicted model, not a curated record. NCBI's taxonomy places the organism in Eukaryota, Ciliophora, Oligohymenophorea, Peniculida, Parameciidae.
AUGUGCACUAAACUAAAUAUUGCUAAUUCUAAUUCGAAUGUUAUGCUUUAUUUGAAAUUGAGAGAAAGUGGCUGCGAUAAAGUUUAAGCACGUUAAUUUUGCCGUAAGAAUUUUUGCAAGAUAGAUUAAACUCAAAAAUAAAUUGGACCACCAGGCCACAAGGUUUUGAAAUUGCAUCCAAAUCGUUUACAAGGAGAGAAGGGAUGGCAACCUGGAUUUAUGAUGAAAUAUGACUUAGGCAGCGGUUACAGAGACUCCAAAGAUUUGGUAGAGGAAUAAACUCCGGCUGAGGAAGCAAUCUUGAAACAGUACGAAAAGUACGAAAAAAAGAAGAAUGCUGUACUUUUGUAAAAAAUGUUGGCUGUCAAAAACUAUGCUGAUUCAUUAAGACCUCCAAAAAUAGAUGUGUUUAGUAAAGACAGUCUGGAUAGGAUAAGGAAGAUUUCUUAGGAUUUACAUGAUAAUCAAUAAAAACCAAAAAAGUACUUUGAAAAAGGAGAUAUGAAGUUUUAUGAACUUGCUGACUAUAUUUCCACUCAUCGCUCAGGUUAAUUAACUGAUUUGAGAAUCAAUUUUGAUCCUAUUGUAAAUACUUAGGUAAAAUUAAAAACUGAGAAUUCCCAAUAUUUAAGUCCCACCAAAAGUUUCAAAAGACAAACAACAAUAAGUGCUAUUGAAAAGGGAGCCAAUCUAAUUAUGGCCUUUUAGAAUCAAACUCCAAUUAAUGAAGAAUUGGACACAAGAUCAACCAAUCAUAAUAAUAAUGAGGUAACAUCGUAGCUUAUACGAUUUAAUCAUCAUAAAUUAGAAUUGGCUGAAGAAUUCAAUUCAUCUUAAUAUUUAUUCACUCCAACUAGUGCUCAUACAAGAUAGGCAAGUCAAAUUGAUUAGAAUGAUGAAGCAGUUAAAUGUUUCGUAUAACAAUUUUAUGACAAACAAUACAAUGAUAAAGUGAUUCCCUCGACAAAAAGAAAUUUGAGAUUGCGAGCAAUUGUGAAUAGUGGAGUUCCCAAAUAAGAGACUUCUAGACAAACUAAUAAUAAGAAAGUAAGUAAAAGGUUGAGCAUGUGA